AUGGAGAACGUCAAUGUCACUGAAUUGGUCGAGCGCCUGGGCAGCGACGAAGAUGCCGUGCGCAAGAUGGCCGUCUUCAAGCUCCAGGGCAACAUUGGAGACCCAUCCUUUGCGGACCUCUUCAUUGCAGAGGGAGGUUUGGUCCGGUUACGCUAUUUGACUCUCCAUGCUACUGGAAAUACUCUGGCUUACAGUUUGACGAGCUUCGCCAGACUGCUCGACGUGGAUAAAGGGUGGGAAUGUGUUGAUCAGGAGUUGGUGGAACGGAUUGUCGAGCUGAUUGUCACCCAUCCCCUGGUCAAUAUUCUUCGAGGCGCCAUGUCGAUUCUCGUCUCCGUCGUCUCCCAUCCCUACAUCGGGAACCGUGCAUCCCAGGUAGACCAUUUUGGUUUCCGUGCCUUAAAACCCGCCAUUGCCAUAUACCCGCAGUUCCUGGAAAUGCUAGUGAGCCGACUUUCCUCCGCCGACCACGCUCUGUGCGCCAAUGCGCUGCAAUUGAUCAACUCCCUCAUGCGUGACUCGAUCGCACACGACUCCGAAACAGAGUGGCCGAAGUUUAUUCAGAAGCUGCAGGAUUUGGGUGUGAUCAGGGCUGUUUAUGUACUCAUGCAGGACUCUGCUCUUCAAGACCUGGCGCAUCCGUUACUCGAAUUCCAGUCGUUGACCAAAGUGCUGCUGCGGAAAUGGCGAGACAUUCCAGUCAAUCAGGAGAAGCCCGAGCAUCGCCGCGCACUGAAGGGGGUUCACCUGGCCAGCAACCCGCAGAAGCACCCCGACGAGGCUACUGAGAAUGGCGACGACACACGACGCUCAAAACGACACCAUCCGGAGAAGUGGAGGCGGCUUGGAUUCGAGACGGAAAGCCCAGCUGUGGAGUUCCAUGAGGUUGGUUUCCUAGGCAUGAUGGAUCUGGCGGACUAUGUGCGCAGCCAUCAGGAUGAAUUUCAGAAAAUGCUCUUGGAGCAUUCUACAAAGCCGGCACGGCAACGGUGCCCGAUCGCACGCGCAUCUCUGGCUGUAACAUCAAUUUUAUACGAGCAUUUUGAGGUGGACAAGUCAGAGGUGGAUGAUACCAAGACAUAUCUCAUUUCAGAAUCCCGCUCGGGCUUUGAUAGACUGUUUCAGCCAUUGCUAUUACACUGGACCCGGCUACAUGUCGCUGGAUUACAGGCCUUUUUCCGCUUGUGGAAGGCAACUGCCGCCGAAGUUGAGGAUUUGGACAAACUCAUCGAGCUCGUGCGCAUCCUCAUCGAAUCCGUGGUGGGCGGAGCGUCUCGGGCCAAGGAUGUACAGGACGUGGAAGAGGAGCUGGCCGAUUUCGAAUAUAAUCGUCUGCGCGGGCUACAGAUGGAACUUCUCGAACUUACGUACGAGGAUGCAUGGGGUCAGCACUUGCGCCAGGUGCGCGAGGAACUCCACCACGAGGCCCUUCAGUUCGUCAAGGAGCAACGGAUCCGGUGUCUGCUUCGAGGUGCCUGGUUCGCUAUGGACUCUGGCUCCAAAUCUGAUGGAGCAGUGCAGAAGUCGACUGGGUCACAUCAAUUCGCUCAACUCUCUCACAACCGACGCUACUUACACUUCGGGGCAUUUAAAUCCAUAGGCGACGGGGCUCCGGAGCUGGAUACUUUGCCAGAGAAAAUUGAUCUCUCAAUCGUGUCAUCUGUUGUCUCCAACAUCUCCACGGCACCAGACCAUGCUUCUUCAGCCACAGUGAAGUCUGCACCCCGUCAACCUGCAACCAAGAUCACUAUUCACGGUUAUGCUCCAUCUACUUCUAGCGGCCAAGGCAAGGGGCCUGGCCACACCCGCUCGGCCAGCAGGACAACCCAAAAAGAGGUAGUCCUGCUCACGCUGCGGCCUUCAUCACACAGCAUUGCAUCCGAGUGGCUGGAUGGUCUAUUGAUGCUCCUCAACCAGCAACCCAUUACGGCAGAGACCACCAAGCUGAUUGAUCUGGUCAGCAACUACGGGUUGAAAAUCCGUCUACUUAACGUUCGCUUUGAUGAUGCGACCUUCGCAGGCGAGGCCCCUCAGACCAACUCCCGGGUCAUGGACAGUCGUCCCUCGAAAAGACGCCGAUCCGACAAGGAUGGAACUUCUGUAUCAAGGUCUCGCUCUAGAAAAUCCACAGUUGAUAUCAGUGAAUCAACCUCUGAACCCGUCGCCCUGUCCUCUCGUCCAAAACCCGCCGAAUCGUACAUAUCAACCCGUGUCCCUUCGUGCUCACCCUCUCCAAUUAAGAAAACCAAGUCAUCACCGAAGCCAGAUUCAAAGUCCAAGUCCUUGCAUACCUUUUUCCAACCAGCGACAGAAGGACAACGGUGGGCCCCCCCGCCCGAGAAGAAACAAGCCCUCCCAACGGUCACAGAAACAGUGGAUGUCGAUUUAAUCGAAGACGACUAUGAUUCCUACGAUGAGAUAUUUACGCAGCAUUUGGCCAAAGAGCGGACGGGUCUGACGACUUGCGUGAGCUCCAAGACGCGUCCUCCUGCGCCUAAACCACCACCCAAACCGCGAAGAAAGACACAAGCGAAACGAUUUAUUCUACCUCCGGAUGAAACGAAUGGGGCAACAAAGAAACAGGCAAAGUCCCAGCCGGCUGGGGUACCUGACCGGCGACCAUGGGCUCAACGAUUCGCCCCAGCCAAUCUAGGCGAGUUGGCUGUUCAUAAGAAAAAGGUCUCCGAUGUGCAACAUUGGUUGGAAGACGCCUUUUCAGGGAGACGGCCUGAGAGGUUACUCGUCCUGCGCGGUCCGGCAGGCAGUGGGAAAACCACCACUAUAAAUCUUCUUUCCGAAUCACUUGGUUAUGAUAUUAUCGAAUGGAAGAAUCCCCCGGUUUUGGAUUUUGGAUCCCGGGACUAUCAAUCUGUGAGCGCUCACUUUGACGAAUUUCUUGGACGUGGUGAUAAGUUUGGAGGACUUGACCUCGACCGUACCGACAAUUUCGAUGCCCAGCAAGAGAGCUCUCGGGAUCAUCGAAUUCUGCUUAUUGAAGAGUUUCCAACGGUACUUACUCGGGGUUCCUCUCACAUCACGGCUUUUCGAGCGUCUCUUCAGCGCUAUUUGGCUGCCGCGGCGACUGAUCAUGCACUUGGCAAGGCUGGGUUGGCCCAUCCGCCUAUUGUUAUCAUUGUAUCGGAAACGUUGCUGGGGUCUGCAUCCUCAAUCUCGGACAGCCUGACAGUUCAUCGAUUACUUGGGCCAGUCAUCUAUAAUCACCCCGGGACGACUAUUCUCGAUUUUAAUGCCAUUGCGCCUACAUUCAUGCAAAAAGCUUUGCGAUCUAUUCUCGAAAGAGAAUCGCACGAUUCCAAACGUGUUCAACUUCCCGGCCCAAGGGUCGUCGACAAAAUCUCCGAAAUCGGAGAUAUUCGCAGUGCAAUAUCAUCACUUGAAUUCCUUUGUUUGAAGAGAGACGGCGCCGGUAAAUGGGGUGGCAAUGCGGCCAAAACGAAAAAGGCCAAAGCCGAAGUCGCUUUGACGGCGAUGGAGCAAGAGUCUCUCAAGAUGAUUACGCAGAGAGAGGCCAGUUUGGGUAUGUUCCAUGCCGUUGGAAAGAUAGUAUACAACAAACGGAUGGAUCCCAGUCUCGUCGAGGAUAAUGGCGAGAUCCUUCCGUCGCCGCCAGACUACUUGCGUCGGUACCACCGAGCCAAGGCCUCGCAGGUCUUGGUGAAUGAUCUGGUCGACGAAACCGGAACAGAUAUUCCAACCUUCAUCAGCGCCCUUCAUGAGAACUACCCACCGUCUUGUGAUGGGGACGAUUUUACAGAUUAUUUUAACGACUGCAUCGAGGCACUAUCCGACAGUGAUAUCCUGAGCGCCGAGCGCCGACUAGGAGGCGCGCGUGCAGGAGUCGGGACCGGAGCUACUGCGCUCAGUAGCGGUGUCGAUGUACUACGACAGGAGGAAAUGAGCUUCCAGGUUGCGGCGCGUGGCCUUCUUUUUGCGCUUCCAUGCCCAGUGAAGAGGAAAGUCGGGUCCGGGGGGAUCCGAAGCCGCGCGGGUGAUGCCCACAAGAUGUUUUACCCAGCAUCUCUGCGUCUCUGGAGAGAGACUGAAGAAAUCGACGGACUGAUUGAUUCUUGGACAAAUCGAUUACUCGACCCCUUCAGCCAGUCUUUGACGGAUUCAAGCUCUGAUCUGACGGGCGUCAAAUCCUGGAAAACCCUCCAGAUAGGAAAGUCGGUGGCAAUCAGUUCAAGUGGUAAAGAAAAGCUCCCGAGUGUGAUCACAAUGAUGCCUCGCCAUGAUCUUCUGCUGCAUCAAUUGCCCUACAUGGCCAUCAUCCGGCGCCAUGACCCGGACAGUUGGCAAUUGGACAAGAUCACCAGCAUCCGGGCCAAUGAUAGCCUUCGCGAAGAUCUCAUGGAUGAUGUAGAGGAACCUUCUCGACAAUGGCGGUUGAAGCAGCCCAGUAGCAAUGCUUUUGGACCUCGGCUUCCCCAGGAAGAAGAGAAGUUGUUCCUCAGUGACGAUGACAUUUGCCGGGCGGUGCGCGCCGAUGUUACUCCCAAGAUCCACCGUCUUGUUGUCAACUUCCUCCUAAUGCUCAAUGACAAUGAGUCUCCUUUGAGACGAGGGCACAAUGACUCCUACCUGAUAACUCGAUCCCGUGCUGGCUCUGUCAACACACCGAAUACCACCAUUGUCUCGCCAAGCGCGUCUCAGUCUCGGAAGCCCGAAGGCAAGUCGGAUUAUGGCCAAUUGAAGAGAGAUGUGCCCGGCCUAGCGGCUGCGGCUGCCCAUGCGGCAGUCCCCAGUUGGACAACCAUGAUCUUAAUGAUCUCUCUCAUCUUUGGUGGCUGUUGUGCAAAUGUCUUUGCGCUGGAGGCAAUUAUCAAAGAACAACCUACUGCCGGUCCUUUGAUCACCUUCGCCCAGUUCGUGAUUUGCGCACUAUUUACCCUUCCAAGCUUCCUUUCCUUCUCCGCCGGACCACAAUCACUAUUCCUUGUUCCUCGCGCGAUCCCCUUGAAGUCGUGGGUGGCAUAUACAGCCUAUUUUGUGACGGUAAACCUCUUGAACAACUGGGCAUUCGCAUACAAGAUCUCUGUGCCGCUGCAUAUCAUCCUGCGGUCUGCUGGCCCUGUAGCUUCCAUGGUGACUGGUUAUAUCUACAAUGGAAAACGCUAUUCCCGAGGUCAGAUCGCUUCGGUGGCCAUGCUGAGCGUGGGCGUGGCAGCCGCAGCAUUGGCCGAUGCCCAGGCCAAAGGGAUGUCAAUCACAGUCGAGUCGCCUGAUACCGACGUCGACAUGAUGACUACUGCGACAGGGUUCACCAUCCUCGCUCUGGCAAUGAUUUUGUCCGCCUUCCAGGGAAUCUACGCGGACCGCCUAUAUACCACUUACGGCAGAGACCAUUGGAAGGAGGCUCUCUUCUACUCGCACACGCUCUCGCUACCUAUAUUCUUUACAAGCUACGCACAGCUGUUGUCUCAGUGGAGGGUGGUAGCUUCGUCACCAUCUUUGCUGUCUCAUCUCAACCGUGAUAUCUUGUUAGAUCCGUCUGUCUCGAGGUUAACGAAGAGUACUGCAUUCUCGGUGCUGGAUCAAAUCCAACACCACCCGUCCGUCCAGUCUAUACUUACACAACUUCCCGUGCAAGUGGCAUAUUUGAUUAUGAAUGCCCUGACGCAAUACCUGUGUAUUCGUGGUGUUCACCUUUUGUCCGCCAAGUCGUCAUCAUUGACAGUCACCAUCUUUUUGAAUAUUCGCAAGCUGGUGUCGCUGCUCUUGUCAAUCUAUCUAUUUGGAAACCAUCUUGCUGGUGGUGUCUUGGCUGGAGCAGCUCUGGUGUUUGUUGGUGGUGGUCUGUAUGGCUUCGAGGGUGCUCGUCUACGGAGUACGGCCAAGAAGAAUCAAUGA
Messenger RNA from Penicillium arizonense, 5871 nucleotides. RefSeq lists its product as uncharacterized. Gene Ontology annotation, molecular function: chromatin binding. The record is from RefSeq and is a predicted model, not a curated record. The transcript has 10 exons. Gene Ontology annotation, biological process: DNA damage checkpoint signaling; DNA repair; mitotic DNA replication checkpoint signaling. The coding region runs from base 1 to 5871 and encodes 1956 amino acids. Lineage: Eukaryota; Fungi; Ascomycota; Eurotiomycetes; Eurotiales; Aspergillaceae.